AUGAAUAACAACGAUGAAAUUAUUUAGAAGUUGGACGUGAUUGUUGCAAACUACUUAAAUCAAAAGGAUCAUAAUGGUUAACUGUUAACUGAAAAAUAUUCAGAGACUUACAUAUAUUCUUUAGUUCAGAAACAUUUAUUCGAUUAUGAAGCAAUUUUUACAGCAUCUUAAAAAUCUGUCAUUGAUGUCUUUGAUUUUAUAACUUCCUUAUUGAAAGUAUAUUUACAACUAUUGAAACUAGUUUACUUCAGAACCUAUAGAGGAUACCUUAUUCAUAAUAGUAUAAGCAAUAGAUUUCUUCAAAGCUAUCUGUGAAGAAUAUUAAACUUAUACUAUAAAAUUUAGUGAUCUUUCAAGUUAUCUUUGCAAAUACAAUCCUAAUUUGGAUGAUGUAAGUAUCCAAUUUGAUUUUAAUAGAAGGAUGUUCCUCUACAAAAUAGAACUAUAACUUAUCAUAAAUAUCCACCUUUGAAAUAGUUCAAUAAACCAUAAAGCAGAUAAGUAAGAAGUAUUGAUCUAGAAGCACCAACUAUUCUUGGAACAUUAGGUCAUUACAUGAAAAGAAUCAACAGAGAAAAAAUAUAUAUAGAUUCUUAGAAAAACUAAAAUAGUUCUAUUCUGAGAAUGUAAUACUAAGAAUCUGAAUUAAAAAUACUGAUUCUACAUUAAUAUAGUGAUUUCAUAAGUACUUAUAACCCUGAUUGUACAUUGCAUAGUAGAUUAAGACCAAAAGCUUAACAAUUAAGAAACAUUAUUCAUGAUUUUUGUUGGUCAGAAGAACAAUAAAGAAUAGGAAUAGUUUUUAAAGAUGCUUGGAUUUGUUUUAUGGAUUAGAGUGAUUAAUUUGAAUUAGAGAAAUACUUUACAACAAAAGUAGAUUAACAUAGAAUUUAUUAUGUUCAAAGCAAAUGGAUGACAAUUGGUGGUGAUUCUAAAAUAUCAAUAUGGAAUUUGGAAACAGAAAAAAGUAGUGUAAUAUCUCAUGAUCAAAUAAAAAAUAUUGUAAAUAUUGUUGAAAUAACUUAUUUAUAAUUAGUAUGUAUAGCUUGUUAAGAUAAGUUAACAAUGUGGGAUUUGUGGGAAUAUAGUAAACCUAAGUUAUUAUUUAAAUUGCAAGUCAAUCAUAGCAGAUUAAAUAACAUAGUUUUCUUUUAGGAAUACCAUUUAAUUAUAACUUCAGGAUUUGAUACAAAAGUGAAUCUGUAUUAAUUACAUAAGAAAUAUAAUGAUGGAGAUUAUGUAGGUUAAUUGGAAGGUCAUACAGCAAUAGUAACAGCAAUUUAAUGUGUAGAGAAAUCUCCAAUAGUAAUAACUACUGAUGAUCGUUUGAUCGUAAAAUUGUGGGAUAUUAGAAUAAUGAAAUGCAUCUAAUCAUUUGAUUUAGAAAUGAGAUAAUCUAUUAAUUACAUAACUAUAAUGUAAAAUCUAUAAAGUGUAUGUUUUGCCACAAAUAGACUGAUAGUAAUGGCUUUUGAGGGUCAGAAUAAAAAUCUUACUUAACCGAAACCUUAAAAAUAGAGAACCUUACACUUAUUUCCUAAGCAAGUGGAAUUAAAUGCAAUAAAAUAAUAAUUGAUAGUAUCAACAAAUAGAGAUAUUCGAAUAAUAAAUUUAUCAAAUGGAUAAACUGAUACCAUAAUUAAGGCUAUGAUUGGUCAAACAGAUGAUAUGAUCAACCAAUUUAAACGUAUUAUAUGUCAAUAUUCAAAGCAAUUCAACAGCAUAAAAAGAUUGUUCUUGGGACAACAAAAGGACUAAUUAAAAUAUUUGAUACAUACUCUGGAGAUCUUGUAAAAGAAUAUUAGAAUAAUAGUAAUAAAAUAACUCAUCUUUCUAUUGAUUAUCAAAAUAGAUUAAUUUCAACAUCAUCAUUAGAUGGUUAAUUGAGUAUAUAUAAGGAGAAUAAUUUAAAUUUCGAAUGUUUAAGGAAAGCUGAAAAUGUUCACAAUGGUAUUGAUUAUUGUUAUGUUUCAUUAUUUCAUGAUUUAAUAAUAACAGCUGGAGUUGAUAUAGUAUGUUUAUGGAAUUUGGAAUUUACAAAGCCAAUCUCUACAAUAAGAACAGAAUCAGCUCCAAAAGGAGUUCACAUUUUAGAUGGUUAUCGUAUAUUGAUAAUUGGAUGUAAAUCUAAUACAUAUUUUCUCUAAUUUGAUAAGAGUGAAGAUUAAUAUUUCUAUUAAUAGAUAGGAUUUAUUCCAUAGAGUUGCUGUGCUUUUACAGAUAAAAAUGGAAUAGUUCUCUUAGGAUCUAGAAGAGGUUUUGUUUGUAAACUUCAAUUUAAUACUAAUAAAUGUUAAAAAGCAUAGUUCCAUCCUUUUAGGUAAAAUUGGGAAGAUUAUAAUAUUGGUGUUAAUAAUCAUAAAGUUACAAGAUUUGUUAUUAAUACAACUCAUGAACUUAAGGUAGAGUAAUUAAUUGAAGUUCAUAAAAAAAGAAUAUAACAUAUAGAUUAUAUAUCUUUAGAAGGGGAUAAUAUAUUAAAAGAAAGUCAAUGUAAAGUAAUUACAACAUCUAAAGAUGGCUUUUUAAAAAUCUUUGAUUAUCCUUCAUUUGAAUUAAUGUGUGCUUUGAAUGUUAAUCAUGUUCUUCCAAUUAAAUGGUCUAUAAAUGUGGAUGUACAUGAAAUUAUGAAAUUUAAAGUAGCUUUUGCAUUAAAAGUAAUACACUUUAUAAGAUCUUAACCUAAUUUAACAAUAAGUCAUUUAAGAAUGUUAGAACCAAACUCUAUUUUUAAGAAUUUAUUAGCUCAAAAGAAAUUUUUUAAAUAAAGUACGAAUGAUAACAAAGUUGAAUUAUUAUAAGAUUUUUAUGAACCUAGAGAUUUAGUAUUUUAAAAAGUAAAAGAAUUUUAUAAAAGUGAGUUAUAAGGACUUUCUUUAAAAUAAAUAGAAGAAAAGAAGAAAGCUUUACUUUAAGCAAAAAUGUUUGAGAAAGAUUAUAAUGAAUAGAAUUUUUAAUCAGAAUAGAAAUAAAAUGAAGAUAUGGGAAAUAAAGAAUUUAAAGGUUGGUAAUAAUUUUUACAUCCAAAUUUCAGAAAAAAUGGAGUAUAAGGUGAAAUUGAAUAGAUUGAAAGAUUACAUAUGGUACAUUAAUUUGAAAAAAGAUUAGAUUAAGUUUUAACAAAAGAAGAUGAAACAAAUAUAAAACCAAAUGUUUCAGGAAGAAGGUAUUCAAAAACAAAAUAAGAAAUUUAAAAUAAAAGUGCUAAUAAAUCAACUAGAUUAAGAUCCACUCUACCUUUUUUUCAAUAUGCAAGUGAUAGAAAAUUAGCAUCAAUUCCUGCUUCAACUGAUACAUCUCAAAGAUCUACUCAUGUUGGAUAUGAUACAAUGAGAGAAGAAUACUCUAAAAAAAGAAUUUAAAGAGUUUAAUUUUUAUCAUAAAAUAUAGGUUAAUUAAUUUCUGAUUUAGAUUAAAAUAAAAAAAAAUAAGGAUUAGAAAUAGGUGAAAAUACUAUGAGAAAAACUAGUGGGUAAGUAUUUAAUUAAAUUGUUAAUAAAUUAAAUGAAAAAGUAAGGGAUUCAAAAUUUAAGAAAUAUUCUAGAAGUAUGUGUAAAUAAGAUUUAGAAGGAAUUCUAAUUGAUGCUCAUUUAGAUUCUAUGUAUUCUAAGUAAUCUUUAAGGAAAUUACCCUGA
Paramecium sonneborni is the source of this 3635-nucleotide messenger RNA. The record is from the annotation of a GenBank genome assembly. Lineage: Eukaryota; Ciliophora; Oligohymenophorea; Peniculida; Parameciidae.